AUGCAGAAGCCCACGUUGGCGCGGCGGGCUACUUGCCAAUCCUACUUUACCCCUUUCUUCCCUUCUUCUUGCUCGAGUAUCGAGCGAAGGCGAAUUAGUCCUACAACAGGGCUGGUGCAACAUGCCCCGAAAGGAGAGGCGGGAGAGUUGUUGGGGAAAAUUGUGAAAUCCAAUCCAUUCCGGGACUACAGCGGCUACACGGAUGAGACUCAAAGCAAAGGGAGUAUUGUGAAGGGUGUGAAGCAGCUGGGGGACAAAUGGUUCCGAACGGGCGACACCUUUACGAUGGAUAAAUUUGGAUAUGUCUAUUUCAAGGAUAGGACAGGGGAUUCGUUCAGAUGGAAGGGGGAAAACGUAUCGACGUUAGAAGUGGAGCAAGGGGUUGGAAAAGCGAUCGGAGUAAAUAAUGGAGUCGCCACGUUUGGCGUAAGUAUUCCUGGAAUGGAUGGGAAGUGUGGAAUGGUUGCAAUCAGUGAUAUCAAUGGUGGACUAAACAUUUCAAAUCUGCACGAAGAAUUGUCUCGCUAUCUACCGCCAUAUUCACGACCAGUGUUCGUCCGCGUGAUGAGAAACGAGUUGGAAACGACGGGAAGCUUCAAACUGCAAAAAAUGGAGCUACGGAAGGCAGGCUUCAGUUCAGCUUUGGAAGUAAUUUAA
Molecule: messenger RNA, 657 nt
Organism: Folsomia candida
Lineage: Eukaryota; Metazoa; Arthropoda; Collembola; Entomobryomorpha; Isotomidae
Product: long-chain fatty acid transport protein 4
Exons: 3
Coding region: 1-657 (218 amino acids)
Molecular function (GO): long-chain fatty acid-CoA ligase activity; long-chain fatty acid transmembrane transporter activity
Source: RefSeq, a predicted model, not a curated record